UGCAUUCAAAAGAGAUACUAUAUUCUAGUGUUUUGAACAGAACAAUAAUGAAGGUCAAAUAAGCCACUCACGAAGUCUCUGCAACUUCUUCUCCCUAUAAAUAUCCAUCGAAUCAAUUAGGAAACUUACCAAACAAAACAAACCUACAUAAAUACCACUUUCUUGUUUACUUCUUCUGUCUCCUCUUUUCCGCACACACUUCAAAACAAAGGGACCAAGCAACCAGCCAACCCAUCACUAUGUUUUUCUUUCUCAUUUUCGUCAUAAACAUACUCAUACUCACAACAUCAUCAUCAUCAUCAGAUCUUCGACCUGGGUUUUACUCAAAUACAUGUCCGAAUGCUGAAAUCAUUGUCAGAGAUGUCAUGAAAAAAGCCCUUAUAAGAGAACCUAGAAGUGUUGCCUCUAUUAUGCGCUUUCAAUUUCAUGAUUGCUUUGUUAAUGGGUGUGAUGCUUCUAUGUUGCUUGAUGAUACACCAAGUAUGCUUGGAGAGAAAUUGGCCCUUUCGAAUAUAAAUUCGCUUAGAUCAUUUGAAGUUGUUGAUGAGGUUAAGGAGGCUCUAGAGAAGGCUUGUCCAGGAGUUGUUUCUUGUGCUGAUAUCAUAAUCAUGGCUUCUAGAGAUGCUGUAGCACUGACAGGAGGACCUGACUGGGAGGUGAGACUAGGAAGAUUGGAUAGCUUGACAGCUAGUCAAGAUAACUCAAGCAAUAUCAUGCCAAGUCCGAGAUCCAAUGCAACCACUCUCAUCAAUCUCUUCCAGAAAUACAACCUCUCUGUCAAAGACCUUGUAGCACUCUCAGGAUCUCACUCGAUCGGCAAAGGUCGAUGUUUUUCAAUCAUGUUCAGACUAUACAAUCAAUCCGGUAGUGGAAAGCCUGAUCCUGCCAUUGAUCCUGCUUUUAGAAAUGAGCUUAACAAACUAUGUCCACUAGAUGUUGAUCAAAAUGUGACAGGGAACCUUGAUUCAACUCCUGUGAUUUUUGAUAACCAAUAUUUCAAGGACUUGGUUGCUGGGAGAGGAUUUCUCAACUCUGAUCAAACACUUUACACUUUCCCUCAAACAAGAGAGUUUGUGAGUUUCUAUAGUAGAGAUCAAACUGAGUUUUUCAAAGCAUUUGUAGAAGGGAUGUUGAAAAUGGGUGACUUGCAGUCCGAUCAACCUGGCGAGGUUAGGAGGAAUUGCAGAGUCGCCAAUCCUCGUCCCGCUCAUUUCUUUUCUGAACACAAGAUGCAAAAUCCAUAAAUCAAUAUAAUUACAUAUGGUUGUAACCUAAGAGACUUUGAUUAAUAAGACGAUAACUUCGAAUUUUUGAAACAACAAA
Molecule: messenger RNA, 1323 nt
Organism: Cicer arietinum (chickpea)
Lineage: Eukaryota; Viridiplantae; Streptophyta; Magnoliopsida; Fabales; Fabaceae
Product: peroxidase 17-like
Biological process (GO): response to oxidative stress; hydrogen peroxide catabolic process
Molecular function (GO): heme binding; peroxidase activity
Source: RefSeq, a predicted model, not a curated record